This is a messenger RNA of Protopolystoma xenopodis, 288 nucleotides long. The record is from the annotation of a GenBank genome assembly. Lineage: Eukaryota; Metazoa; Platyhelminthes; Monogenea; Polystomatidea; Polystomatidae.
UACGUCACCGUUCAAAUGCAAUCUGCAAGCAGACCCCAGCACCAACAGAACCUCUCCCACUGCCUUCAGUCAUGCUGUCAAAAAAGUCCUCUUCAACGACGCCUUCAAGAGCCACAGUUACACUCCAUGCUGGAGCCUCUGUUCUUGGCUCAGCUAGUCAGCCUUCAAGCGGGCGUUCUCCACCCGGCAGAACUACUCGCCUCGUUCUACCUCCUUACCCAUCAAGUGGCCCAUUCGCCUCAUUAUGGCGUCUACCUCGAGGCGCACGCCUGGGGCAUAAAAUCAUAG